Molecule: messenger RNA, 2725 nt
Organism: Chanos chanos (milkfish)
Lineage: Eukaryota; Metazoa; Chordata; Actinopteri; Gonorynchiformes; Chanidae
Gene: eif3ba
Product: eukaryotic translation initiation factor 3, subunit Ba
Exons: 19
Coding region: 116-2164 (682 amino acids)
Biological process (GO): translational initiation
Cellular component (GO): eukaryotic translation initiation factor 3 complex
Molecular function (GO): translation initiation factor activity; translation initiation factor binding; RNA binding
Source: RefSeq, a predicted model, not a curated record
GAGUGCUUGGCGCCGGGAGCAUUGCACAUGGCCUGCUAAGUAAAAUUUCUGGAUAACGACUUUGUGUUCCGCUGCAGAGCUAUUUUCCUUUGAAUUAGUCACAAACGGCAUCUAAAUGAGAGAUACAGAGGAUAUGGAGGCUGAAGCCGAGUUUGAUGAAGGCGAAGAGCCUUCAUUCAGCGAUCCUGAGGAUUUCGAAGAUGACAUCAGUGAUCAGGAGCUUUUGGAGGACGUUCUCAGGGAGAAGCCACAGGAGGCCGAUGGUAUUGACUCGGUCAUUCUCGUGGAUAACGUCCCUCAGGUUGGACCAGAGCGUUUAGAGAAACUCAAAAAUGUCGUCCACAAAAUCUUCUCAAAGUUUGGGAAAAUCACCAAUGAAUUCUACCCCGAAGCUGAUGGCAAGACCAAAGGGUACAUCUUUCUGGAGUAUUCUGCGCCAAGCCAUGCGCAUGAAGCAGUGAAGAAUGCCGAUGGGUAUAAGCUGGAUAAGCAGCACACAUUUCGUGUCAAUCUCUUCACAGACUUUGACAAGUACAUGGCAAUCAGUGAUGAGUGGGAAGCUCCAGAGAAACAGCCCUUUAAAGACUUUGGCAAUCUCCGUCACUGGUUGGAGGAUCCUGACUGUCGUGAUCAGUAUAGCGUGAUCUAUGAAUCUGGUGAAAGAACUGGCAUUUUUUCCAACGAUAUCAAGGAGCCCAUCUUAGUGGAGGAGAGGGCGCGCUGGACAGAAACAUAUGUGCGCUGGUCUCCCAAAGGCACCUACCUGGCUACAUUCCAUCAACGAGGGAUUGCUCUGUGGGGAGGAGAGAAGUUCAAGCAGAUUCAGAGGUUCAGCCAUCAGGGAGUGCAACUCAUUGACUUCUCUCCAUGUGAGAGAUACGUGGUCACUUUCAGUCCGCUCAUGGACACAAAAGAUGAUCCUCAGGCAAUCAUUAUCUGGGAUGUCCUGACUGGGCAGAAGAAAAGAGGGUUUCACUGUGAAAGCUCUGCCCACUGGCCUAUCUUCAAGUGGAGUCAAGAUGGAAAGUUUUUUGCCAGAAUGACUCAGGACACACUUAGUAUCUAUGAGACUCCAUCCAUGGGCCUCCUGGAUAAGAAAAGUUUGAAGAUAAAUGGAAUUAAAGAUUUCUCCUGGUCCCCCGGUGACAAUAUCAUUGCUUUCUGGGUGCCUGAGGACAAAGACAUCCCAGCCAGAGUGACCCUUAUGCAGCUCCCAUCCAGGCAUGAGAUCAGGGUCCGGAACCUGUUUAACGUGGUGGACUGCAAGCUUCACUGGCAGAAAAACGGUGACUACUUGUGUGUGAAGGUGGACAGGACUCCAAAAGGAACACAGGGUGUGGUUACAAACUUUGAGAUCUUCAGAAUGAGGGAAAAGCAGGUCCCUGUGGACGUUGUGGAAAUGAAAGAGAGCAUCAUUGCUUUUGCUUGGGAACCAAAUGGCAGCAAGUUUGCUGUGCUGCAUGGUGAAUCUCCAAGGAUUAACGCAUCUUUCUACCACGUGAAAAACAACGGCAAGAUCGACCUGAUCAAGAUGUUUGACAAGCAGCAGGCCAACAGCAUCUUCUGGAGUCCUCAGGGACAGUUUUUGGUCUUGGCCGGACUCAGAAGCAUGAAUGGAGCCCUGGCGUUUGUGGACACCUCAGACUGCACCAUGAUGAACAUUGCUGAACAUUACAUGGCUUCGGACGUGGAGUGGGAUCCGACAGGCCGAUUUGUGGUGACUUCUGUCUCCUGGUGGAGUCACAAGGUGGACAACGCCUACUGGCUCUGGACUUUCCAGGGCCGACUUCUGCAGAAGAACAACAAAGAACGCUUCUGUCAGUUACUGUGGAGACCACGCCCACCCACUCUUCUCACUCAAGAGCAGAUUAAGAACAUCAAGAAGGACCUGAAGAAAUACUCCAAGAUCUUUGAGCAGAAGGAUCGUCUCAGUCAGUCCAAGGCAUCAAAGGAACUCGUGGACAAGAGACGCUCCAUGAUGGAGGAGUAUCGCAAGUACCGCGAGGCUGCCAUGCUGAGGCACCAGGAGCAGAGACCUCUCCGUCUGGAGCUCAGAGGAGGCGUGGACACUGACGAACUGGACAGCAAUGUUGAUGACUGGGAGGAGGAGACCAUUGAGUUUUUCAUCAAUGAAGAAAUUAUUCCCCUUGGAGACCUAGCGUAAUCCCAAUAACUGUGUUUCGUGUUUUUGUUUCUCCCCUUUCCUUGAAGAGGAGUGCAGGCGUGUUGGGGGGAACACAGUUGAGAUUUUUCUAAAGUAUCGGGUGAUUCCUUUCUCUCCUGGAUAAUUCUUGAUCAGCAUCAAUUGAGUGCCUUUUAAUAUUGGUAACUGUGGAAGGAGAAUUCUGUGCCACUGUUUUGCUGCUUCAUUUGGUACCUGUUCCACUUUUAGGAGACCACUCUCUGCACGAGAGCUCUGCCUUCUUUUUUUUUUUUUUUUUUUUUUCUACGGCCAAGUUUAUACUUUUUUUCUACGGCUCGAUUCUGCGAACGAGUAAAAGCUUGGCCUCGUCGUUCAGGGCUUUAACCACGUCACACCACGUGCCACGAACUGUUUUUACAUCACCGACAGAAUGGAAAAGCGUCUCUCUCUGAAGGUUUUCCAGACGUCGGAGCGUUCUAGUGUGCUAAACUGGCACUACAGCUGGCUCUAUCCUCCUCCGUUCAGAUUAUCUGAUAUUAAAUGCACAACAAGGUAUAAUAAAGACCAUUUACACAUCCUCUC